Rotaria sp. Silwood2 is the source of this 1092-nucleotide messenger RNA. Lineage: Eukaryota; Metazoa; Rotifera; Eurotatoria; Philodinida; Philodinidae. The record is from the annotation of a GenBank genome assembly.
AUGUCAUCACCAGGUCAUUAUGCAAAAGGUUAUGUACGAUGGACAGCUGGUGGUAAACGUGUUAUGUGGGAUGGUGCCCGUUGGCAACAGUUAUGUCAAAUAGAAAAAUGUUUUAAGCGUGAUCAAAAGUCUCAAGGCGUUUGUCUUAUACAUUUUCGUGAACAACAAGAAAAUAAAGCAAAAAAUAAAAAUAAGAAAUUUAAACAAGAAGAAAAAUCGGAAAAAAUAAAAUUAACGAAACAAAAAAAAGCUAGUCCAAUUAAACGAACAUCUAUAUCAACUCGACCGAAACGUAUUAAGUCGAAUAAUUCGCUUAAUGAUUCAAUAAAGGUUUCUAUUACGAAUUAUCAAAAUUCUGAUAUAGAUAUUUCAGACUCAGAAAUCACUGACAGAAAAUCAUUAACUUCAAAUCUUAGUCUAUCAAAAUCUCAUAAAUCAUCACGCACAUUAGUACUUGUUUGCUCAUCACUAACUCGUCAACAAACAUGUCAAGUUGAAUUAUUUUGUAGUCGUUUUUCUGCUCGUUUAUCAAAUCAAAUCGAUGAAACAACAACACAUUUAAUAGCAAGUGAAGUUGAACAGCGUGUAUGUUGUUUAACAAAAAAAGUUUUUUUUGCUGUUGCUUAUCAUCAAUAUGUUAUUGGUUAUCAAUGGAUUGAAGAAUGUCUUAGUAAAGAAAGUCUUUUAAAUGAAGAUUCAUAUGAAAUUCUUGGUGAUGCAUCAUUAUCAUCACAACAUAAUGGUAUGAAUCGUUCACGUUUAAUUCAUGAACCUAUAUUUAAAUCAUAUUCAUAUGCUAUUGCUGUUGAAUGUUCAAUUGGAUGUCAACAAGGAAUGUUUACACGACAAGAACUUGAACAACUUGUACAAUUAUCUGGUGCUAUUUUAAUACAAGAACAUAAUCGACAACAAUUAGAUAUAAAUACAACAAUAAUUGUACUUUGUGAUGAUGAUGAUAAAAUGGUUGUUAAAAAAUAUAGUGGUUUAAAAAAUAAAAUAUAUUAUGUUAUACCAGAAUUUUUUCUUGAUUCACUUGUAUUAUAUGAAGUACAACCUAUUAAAGGUUAUGAAUUACUUUAUCAGAUAGACUAA